Molecule: messenger RNA, 2262 nt
Organism: Pseudozyma flocculosa PF-1
Lineage: Eukaryota; Fungi; Basidiomycota; Ustilaginomycetes; Ustilaginales; Ustilaginaceae
Exons: 4
Coding region: 1-2262 (753 amino acids)
Source: RefSeq, a predicted model, not a curated record
AUGAGCGUCGAACGAUCAGCACCGCAGGUCAUCGAGAUCUCGAGCUCCAGCAGCGUCGCCGCAUCGCCCGUCUACCAUGCCAACGGCCAUUCACACGACGACGGCGAUGAGCCCAUGGAGCCCCGCCGAGUCUCGGCCGCCUCUCGAGUCUCGCUGGCCAACCUCCUCGGACCUACCGGGCCCUCGACCUCACCCUACGGCAGCCCAUCCGGCGGCUCGCCCAGAAAGAGGUUCAGCGACGUCGGAUCCUCGGACUCCCGGGCCCGCUCGCCGCCAUACCAGGCAGCCUCACCUUCGAUCUCCCGCGCCGCACCCGCGCCGACCUCGGGCAUGUCGGUCGAAGCACAGGAGCGAGGCGAGCAGCCGGCGAUACCGACGCGGAGCACCUACCCAGACGUGCUCGGCGACUCCAGCAGAGAUCCGGACCGCCGACUGAGCCACGGCAGCCCCAGCGGCUCGGCGGCUCUCCAAGAUCAAACGAGCCCACCGGGCGCCAGCAGACCGUCCGCAGACACCACCGCGCCCAACGGAGACGCCGCUGGCGAGCCAGGAGCAUCGGCACCAGCAACAGCGCGCGCGGAAGACCGCCAGGAUGACGACGACGACGACGACGACGACGACGAUGGAUCGUCCGACGGCGGAAGCGCUUCAGGGGCAGAGGCUGGCGACAACUCGCGCAACAAGGACGCAGUCAAGGUCAAGAGGCGAGCACGGCGAAAGACGCCAUCGCUGCCGGAGCCCAUCGCCCCUCUUGGACCGCCACCGAGGCCCACCAUCCGCAUCUCGCUGGCCGAGGCCAAGAAGGACGGCUACCUGGUCAACGUGCCCAACCUGGUCUACGCCCAGCUCAGGACGGAGCGCCACCCGUGGGCGACGUGGUUCGAGUCGCAGAUGGAGGUCGUCGACGACGCCGCACCGGGCCCCGCCCUUCCGCCGGGCCUGGACGACGUCGGGGGCGGCCUGGCCAAGUUGCUGGCAAAGUACCCGGCCGAGUCUGGAGCCCGGGGCGGUGGAGCUGCUGGCGACGCCGGCAAGAAGCGCCGGAGGGGUGGCAAGCUGGCCGAGGAUGACGCCUACGAUACCAAGGACCCGUUUGUCGACGACUCGGAGCUGGGCGUCGACGAGCCCACCCACUUUGCCAAGCCCAAGGCCGACGGGUUCUACGUCACGCAGGGCCCCGUCGAGCUGGCCAAGAUCAAGCCGAGCAAGCAGGGCCGCGGAUCGGGCCUGGGCGCCGGCGGCAGGGAACGCGUCAAGCCCCUCAGCAUCCGCGACUCCAAGUCGGGCUUUGCCGGUUCGAUCAACAAGCUCAUCGCCAAGCGCGGUCAGAUCACUACGGCCGGCCCGAUUGCGCCGAUACCCGCGACGGCGGCCGCCCCUAGCGGAGGCGAGGGGUCCUCGGCCGGGAUGCAGGUCAACUCGCUGCUCAACGGCAGCAACGGCGCCGCCAGCGGCAGUGGCAGCGCGGUGUCCGCCGGGUCGCCGCCGCACGGGACGCCGCCCGCGGUGAGCCGGCAGUCGGCCGAAGGCAGCCGCGAGUCGCCGAUCAAGGUCGACGAGAUCGACGACAACGCGGCGCGGGCCAAGAAGGCGCGCUACCCGACGCGGCCGGUGGAUCCGCGGCUGCAGGCGGCGUUUGAGAACCUGCGCCGGCUGGUGGCCAGCGAGAGCUUUGCGGUCAAGACCAAGUUCCCGCCGGCGCUCAAGCCGCCGCUGGUCGAGACGGCCAAGCUGGCGGUGGAGCUGGGCGAGUACAACGACAACUUCUUCAACUACCUGCCCACCAUUUUCCCGUACAACCGCUUCACGAUGAUGAAGCUGACCAAGCGCGAGUUUUUCCCGCACCACAUCAAGUACUUCAAGGAGCUCCAGGACGAGCACAUGGAGACGCUCGGCGGCGCCAUGGACGUCGACGGUGCCGGCCCGCCUGCCGAAGAGGAACUCCAAGAGCCGCAGAAGCGCUGGAAGUGGACCGAAGAGAUGCGCGAGGAGGUCUUCACCCUCAUCAACAUCGAGAACGCCAUGAGCGAGGUCAGAAACGAGAAGCUCAAGCUCGAGAAUGCCGCCGAGCAGUUUAGCGAGAUCAAUGCGCGCAAGUCGUGCUACAAGGCCAUGGCCGAGCUCUUCCCCGAGGACGGCUGGACGACGUCGACCAACAUCUCGCGCGAGUACGCGCAGCUCAAGAAGAAAAAGGACCGGCAGGAAGCGAGGCUGGGCGCCGUCGACAUGGACGAUAGCCGCGCCAGCAGCCUGAUGCCGUAG